CUCUAUGUUACCCCUCUCCCCCUGCCUCCAGAGGCCACCACCUCUGGACAUCAGCCCCUCUGUGACAUCAUCCCCCGGCUGAGGGCACCGCUGGCAACUCGAGUGCUGCGGGCACCUUGUUGGCAGCUGCGCUGGAGGAGACAGGCCCUCACUCCUUGCAGCUGACUUGUGUCGCUGGUAGCGAUGAUUUUGCUGCGCCUGCUCAUCCUGCUGGCCCUGUGCAGGGCCGCCACAUCGAACACUUGCGGACAGGUUUGCGGGCUCCGGCCUGUGCCCUACAGCACGACGCGUAUCGUGGGUGGUGUAAAUGUCCCACCAGGAACCGGGGCCUGGGCUGGGAUAGUCAGCAUCCAGAGUAUUCGGACAGAAAAAUGGUCUAGCCAUAAAUGUGGAGGGACCAUCAUCAGACCAAAGUGGGUCCUCUCAGCUGCCCACUGCUUCAUCAACCGCACAAAUCCCCUCAGCGAGUGGGCUGUUCUAGCCGGUAUCAUUGGUACUGCUGAGGUGGGGCCUCAUGUGCAAUUGCGCCGGAUUAAGCAGGUGCAGUUGCAGGAGCUCUACGAUGGCCGUGGCCGUCUGCUUCAUGACAUCGCCUUGUUGGAAUUGGAGCAGCCCUUUGAGUGCACCCCCUCCAUUCAGCUCGCUUGUCUGCCUGGUCCCACGGUGACACUGUCGCCUCUGAACUGCUACGUUGCUGGCUGGGGUAGCACCCAGGCAAAAACUGUAGCUUCACAAGGAAGCAUCCUGAAGGAGGCCAAGGUGCUCCUCAUCGACACCCAGCUCUGCAACAGCAGCGACUGGUAUGGAGGGCUCCUCCUACCCGGCAACUUGUGUGCUGGGUACGAAAAGGGUGGCGUGAGCACCUGCAAGGGUGACAGCGGAGGGCCUCUCAUCUGCAAAGAUGGCAAAGCUGACAUCUUCUGGGAAAUUGGCCUGACCAGCUACGGAAUAGGUUGUGCCAGAGCCAAAAAGCCUACAGUUUUUGUCUCCACUCAGUACUACUACAACUGGAUCAUGAAACAUAUUGGCCAGAGCCCAGCUACUCCAGCACCAGUGCAACCCUGUCCAUUCCCACAUAAGAAGCUGCAGCAAUUCUUUGAUCUGCUGCAGGAGCUCUUGAAGUUCGUAAAGGCAGCAACAGCUUGAACAGCAGGAUGGAAAGGCUGUGGUGCAGGCUGUAGUGAGCCCGCACUCCUUCUCUGCAUGCACACAAAUGCUGAUGUUGACUUAGUUGUUGUUGUUGAAAUAAAGUUGCCUAUUUUCACCAUUAACCAUGU
Molecule: messenger RNA, 1277 nt
Organism: Neopelma chrysocephalum (saffron-crested tyrant-manakin)
Lineage: Eukaryota; Metazoa; Chordata; Aves; Passeriformes; Pipridae
Product: acrosin-like
Exons: 6
Coding region: 184-1146 (320 amino acids)
Biological process (GO): proteolysis
Molecular function (GO): serine-type endopeptidase activity
Source: RefSeq, a predicted model, not a curated record